This is a messenger RNA of Didymodactylos carnosus, 240 nucleotides long. Lineage: Eukaryota; Metazoa; Rotifera; Eurotatoria; Philodinida; Philodinidae. The record is from the annotation of a GenBank genome assembly.
AUGCAGGUUACGCGAGAUGAAUAUCGUAUACUUGGUGAAACAUUAAGAAUGAUUGAUAUUGCCACAAGAAUGACUAUAUCGGAUGAAAGCAGCGAUUUGAACGGCUUUCAUGAUGAUACACAACAACCUCCGUGAAUUACGGCUAGCACUCCAAUAACAAGUUCAUUAGUUGUUAUACAGAAAGUUAAUGUCAAUAAUGAUAGACAAUCAGAUAAAAAUAAAACGAAACGUCGAGCGUAU